Molecule: messenger RNA, 417 nt
Organism: Diatraea saccharalis (sugarcane borer)
Lineage: Eukaryota; Metazoa; Arthropoda; Insecta; Lepidoptera; Crambidae
Source: the annotation of a GenBank genome assembly
AUGUACCUGAGUGGGGACAAAAUGGCGGUGUCACUAAGCUUCGGAAAGAAGGUCAUCACGAACCGGACUCUCUCUAGUCGCAAACCCAGCCCAGUUUGUUUACCAUUACCUGGAGGACUAUCGAAAUUCUGCGGGCGAGUUUACAACAUAGCUAGAGCUGGCGAAGAGUUCCGCGCAUGUCUGGGCUUAGAACUGCAGUCGAAGACCUCUGUAGAAGCAGCGGUCAGAGUAUCUUGUUUUAAGUUUGGCCCCCGUGGAGUAACGACAGAACCUGCUGAUCCGCUCCCAUUGGUACCUCAAGGCGAGAACACUGGUGAUGAUGAUGAUGACGACGACGACGACGAUGAUUUCGGAUUAGGAGACGAUGACGAUGACGACGACGAUGACGACGACGAUGAUGAUGAUGAUGCAAGUUAG